AAACCGAAAUGAUGGAGUGUUAGAGAAGUCGUGGGAUUGAGCAUUUUUUGGGGUUGGCACUCGCACUUGGCAUUAUUAUUUUUAUAUUUUUUUUUGGUGGUUUGCCAGUUUCCGUCUUUUCAAAUCUCUCCGUUACGACUUUAGAUUCUCUCUUUUGUCUUCUCUAUAUAUUCAAUUCCGUUUGCCGGAAACCCUAAUAAUCGCCAUGGGCGAAUCUGAUCAUCCUUCUCGUAUCUCCGUUCAUCAAGCUCUUGGCGGUGGUUCAGUUGCUGAUUUCCUGUUGUGGAGACGGUGGUGUGGAGCGGCGGUUUGUCUAGUCUCUGCAAGUAGCUUGUGGUUUCUCUUCGAACGAGCCGGCUAUAACCUAUUGUCUUUCGUAGCAAAUGUGGUGUUGCUUUUGGUUGUGAUCCUCUUCCUGUGGGCCAAAUCUGCAUCUAUUCUUAAUAGACCUCUGCCUCCCCUCCCUGAUAUGGAAAUCUCAGAAGAAUCUGUUGUGAAAGCUGCGGAUGUCAUUCGAGUAUGGAUCAAUUAUGCGUUAUCAGUUGCACGGGACAUUGCAGUUGGUAGAAAUGUGAAACUCUUCCUCCAGGUUGCCUUUGGCUUGUGGGUUGUUUCAUAUAUUGGCAGUCUCUUCAACUUCCUGACUCUUGUCUAUAUUGGGGUUGUUCUCAGCCUUUCAGUUCCUGUGUUAUAUGAUAAGUAUCAGGACCACAUUGAUGACAAGCUGAGGGUAACACAUAGAGUUGUUCAAACACAGUAUAAGAAAAUUGAUGAUAACAUCCUAAGAAAGAUCCCAAUGCCCAUCAACAUGGGGAAGAAAACUCAGUAGACCAAGGGGGUCCCAAGUGGCACAGCAAAAUUUGAGUAGGGCUUAGAGACAGGGUUUUCAAAGUAUGAAGUAUCUUGAGGUUCCUUUUUUUGCUGGAGGCUGUCAGUGUCUAUUUCAACCACCGGUUAGUAUGACAAACCAUCAGGAGCAGCCACCAUCAACUUUGACCUUUUUGGGAUUAUCUUCAAUUUUUUCGUAGUCUUUACGGAACACCUACUGUUGAUCAACUUUGGUCUGGGACAUUGACCCAUGUUAAACCUUUCACUGGUUGAAGAAAUUCUCCUCAAGUAGCAACUUGGUAAUUGGAAAACGAAGUUUGAUUCCCUGACGUGCUGCUGGAGUUGUCUAAAAUCUAUUUCCUUUUAUCAGUUGGAAAGGAUUUUUAUGUUUUAAUUGGUUUGAAGAUUUAUGCUUUUAUGUCCGUACAACAAGAUGGCUGGUGCCCCGAUACUAAAAAGAGCUGCUUCUGAGAAAAUUUUCUACAAACUACCUGUAGACUUGAGCUUGCGUGCAAGCCUUUGGUGGUAUUGGUGUCUAAAUUCCUUGUGUGAUUGUUUUGCCUUGUAUACUUUUAAUUGUCGUGGAAAUUUGGGUUUAUAAGAUAAGAAAGAUACGCCUCAUUGUGAACA
Vitis riparia (riverbank grape) is the source of this 1458-nucleotide messenger RNA. Its product is annotated as reticulon-like protein B11. NCBI's taxonomy places the organism in Eukaryota, Viridiplantae, Streptophyta, Magnoliopsida, Vitales, Vitaceae. The transcript is spliced from 6 exons. The record is from RefSeq and is a predicted model, not a curated record. Bases 206 to 829 code for a protein of 207 amino acids.